Messenger RNA from Monopterus albus (swamp eel), 1511 nucleotides. It is a transcript of the gene pdcb, whose product is annotated as phosducin b. Gene Ontology annotation, cellular component: photoreceptor outer segment. The record is from RefSeq and is a predicted model, not a curated record. Bases 276 to 986 code for a protein of 236 amino acids. Gene Ontology annotation, biological process: regulation of G protein-coupled receptor signaling pathway. The transcript has 5 exons. Lineage: Eukaryota; Metazoa; Chordata; Actinopteri; Synbranchiformes; Synbranchidae.
UGACAUGUACAGUCUGUGUACCUGAAGUCUGCUAAUCCUUUAAGCCAGUAAAUGCAGGCCACAGAGACACUGAGACAAAGGACAGGAAUUAAAUAUUGUGUGGGUGUGCGGAGCAUUUACCCUCCCUGUUUGCACUGUAGUGAUUCAGAAUUCAGCUAAAGGACAGCUUACGACCAAGCUCAUUCAAACACAAGCCAUCUAGCAACAGAUAGCUCAGUGCACGUUAGCCAUUGACAGACUUGGCUGUGACUGUGGGAGGUAGCUAAACCAAAAACAUGUCUGACAAAUUGAUUGAUUUUGAAGACACUGCAACCCGCACAGGUCCAAAAGGAGUCAUCAGUGACUGGAGGAGGUUUAAGCUAGAAAGUAUGGAGCAGGAAAACCUGGCACCUGCAAAAAGGGAACUCCUGAGGCAGAUUUCCUCCCCUAACAGGAUGAAAGAUGACUCCAGAGCAAACCUUAACCGCAAGGUACAGUACAGCUCNNNNGAACUUCUUAAGGAGGAGGAUGAGGGAUGUCUCAAGAAAUACAGGCGGCGGUGCAUGCGGGAGAUGCAUGACAAGCUGAGCUUUGGGCCCAAGUUUGAAGGUGUACAUGACCUGGACAAUGGAGAGGCCUUUCUAGAAGUCAUCGAAAAGGAGCAUUGCAGCACAGUGGUGGUUGUCCACAUAUACAAGGUUGGAGUCAAAGGUUGUGAGGAGCUUAACAAUUGUCUUGAUUGCCUGGCCACUGAGUACCCCACUGUAAAGUUCUGCAGGAUUGAUGCUGUUGCAUCUGGCGCUGCUGAACGUUUUUCAGAUGACGUUUUGCCUACGCUGCUGUUGUACAAAGCUGGAGAACUAAUAGGAAACUUCCUGGCCUGUAUGCGGCAUCUAAACGAGGAGUUUUUCGCAACCGAUGUGGAGGCUUUUCUCAACAGCUACGGCCUCUUGCCAGAGAAAGACCUGCCAGGACUGGAAGAUGAAGAAGAAAACGAUGUAGAAUAAACACAGAGUUUGGCUGCUGAGGAAGAAAGGAAGCUGUCUCAGAAGGCUGGAGUGGACAAGUUAUUCCUUUGGGCUUAAUAGAAAAAAGCAUUUGAUUGAAUUGAUCUGUACACGUUAUUUAUAAAUCCAAGGAAAAUACAUUGUGAUGUCCCCAAAUAUACAAAACGCAUGUACACUUAAGGUCUUUAUGAUUUUGGCCAAAAAAAAAAAAAAAGAUAUUUGAGGAACUAAGCAGAAAAGGGACUUAAGAGGCCAAAGCAGUCUGGAUGUGGAAACAUUUUUGUGUAAAUAUGUCUGAUCCUUGCAUCUUAAGCCAGUGUGAUGGGAGGUGCAUAUUGUGUAAAAACAUUCACACAUGUACCUCUGGUACAUUAACAUUAAUCAGUGAAAUGAAACAGACAAAAAAGGGGGUUACUUUUUGUGGUAGUAAUAUGAAUCAGCCUACAAGUCCUUGACUUGACACAAUGGUCAAUAUCAUUGUCAUCAUUUAAUUUUGCUAGGGAUUUGGUUAUUACUUCAAACUGU